Molecule: messenger RNA, 1764 nt
Organism: Sinocyclocheilus anshuiensis
Lineage: Eukaryota; Metazoa; Chordata; Actinopteri; Cypriniformes; Cyprinidae
Product: extracellular calcium-sensing receptor-like
Exons: 7
Biological process (GO): G protein-coupled receptor signaling pathway
Cellular component (GO): plasma membrane
Molecular function (GO): G protein-coupled receptor activity
Source: RefSeq, a predicted model, not a curated record
AUGUCGGGGAAGAAAUUGUAUGUCUCGCCGGUGGAGGAGAGGUUAAGCCUCAGUGUUGUGGAGAGCGUGUGGCUGGUCGAGCAGAACAGUGGCCGUGAUGAAGCCUGCUUAAACUUACGUGAGUUUAAAUUUGCUCAGACAUUGAUUUUUGCCAUUGAGGAGAUUAACAACAGCACACAGUUGUUGCCUGGUAUUUCUUUGGGCUAUAAGAUAUAUGACUCAUGUCGCUCUAUCGCUCAAACAAUCCUCUCAGGCAUGGCUUUAAUGAACGGUUAUGAAGACACUUUGAGUGAUACAUCCUGCCCUAGACCACCAGCUACUCAUGCAAUUGUUGGAGAGUCAACAUCCUCACCCACCAUUGGCUUGGCAUCUGUAGUUGGUCCAUUCAAGUUACCUGUUAUCAGUCAUUUUGCCACAUGUGCAUGCCUGAGUGACAGAAAAAGGUAUCCAUCCUUCUUCAGAACAAUACCCAGUGAUUAUUACCAAAGCAGAGCACUGGCUCAGCUUGUCAAGCACUUUGGCUGGACCUGGGUUGGGACAGUCAGGAGUCGCAAUGACUAUGGUAAUAAUGGAAUUGCAGCAUUUGAGGAGGCUGCAAAAGAAGAAGGGGUCUGUAUUGAAUACUCAGAGGCCAUAUUAAGCAGUGAUCCACAAGAAAAGUUUCUAAAGACACUGGAAGUGAUCAAAAAGGGCACCGCCAGGGUUGUGCUAGCUUUUAUGGCAUUAGGAGAUUUUCUCCCCCUCCUGAAAGUAAUUUCGCAACACAAUAUCACAGGGAUACAGUGGGUUGGCAGUGAAUCCUGGAUCACUUCUCGAACUCUUGCAGAAACAAAGGAAUACCGUUUCCUUUCUGGAGCUGUGGGUUUUGCUAUAGCAAAUGCCAAACUUAUGGGCCUGCAAGAGUUCCUAGUGAAUGUGCACCCUGAUCAAGAACCAAACAAUGUACUUUUAAAAGAAUUUUGGGAAAUAGUUUUUCAGUGCUCAUUCAGGAACAUUGGCAGUGAUGGCUGUACUGGUUCAGAGAGACUUGCAGAGCUGCAGAAUGAAUAUACUGACAUAUCAGAGCUACGAAUAGUAAAUAAGGUGUACACUGCAGUGUAUGCUGUCGCAAAUACACUUCAAAAUGUAUUAAAAGACUUCAGAUCCUCCACCAACAGCAGCAAAAGAGGAUGGCCCACACCACAAAUGGUGUUGAAGUAUAUGAGGGAUGUGAGAUUCACUGUUAAAACAGGUGAAGAAAUCUUUUUUGAUGAAAGUGGUGAUCCAGUAGCACGAUAUGACCUUGUUAACUGGCAGCCUGCUGAGGAUGGAAGUCUGCAGUUUGAGCAUGUGGGCCUCUAUGACAGCUCACUGCCUUCACAACAACGUCUUCAAGUCAAUCAGGAACACAUACUAUGGGUAGAGAAACGUGGACAGUUGCCUGUGUCCGUGUGCAGUGAGAGCUGCCGCCCUGGCACUAGGAAGGCUGUGCAAAAAGGACGACCUGUUUGCUGUUAUGACUGUAUUCCAUGUGCAGAGGGAGAAAUCAGUAAUGGCACAGAUUCUAGUGACUGCUUUCCAUGUGAUUUGGAGUACUGGUCGAAUGAAAGGAAAGACGGAUGUGUAUUAAAAGUUGUUGAAUUCCUUUACUAUACAGAAAUCAUGGGGGUGGUGUUUUGUAUUUUCUCCUUCAUUGGAGUGUUAUUAACAGCAAUGGUAUAUUUUCUGUUUUACCUUCAUAAAGAAACAUCUAUUGUAAGAGCCAACAACUCAGACAAAAAAAAA